AUGACUUUUAUUGGAAGUCCUCAGGAGCAGCUGCUGCUGCCCUGCUCCCAUAUAAACUGCGCUCUGUGCUCCCAGCCCAUCAGAGCGCAAGCUGCGUCCCCUACUUCCCCCCGCCAGGCCCCCAGAGAGUACGAGACCAGCCCUGAGCAACUCUUCUACCGCAUCGCCCACCUCAACCGCGGGCAGCAGUACAUGCUGUGGGUGGCGGCCGUGACCUCGGCGGGUUGCGGCAACAUCAAUGAAAAGGUCACCAUUGAGCCUGCUGGGAAAGCCCCAGCCAAGAUCAUUUCCUUUGGCGGCACUGUCACCACUCCGUGGAUGAAGGACGUGAGGCUGCCGUGCAGUUCGGUUGGGGAGCCGGCCCUUGCCAUUAAAUGGACAAAGGACAGUGAAGAUUCUGCCAUCCCGGUGGCGGUGGACGGGCACCGGCUGAUCCAGGCCAACGGCACAGUGGUCCUGCGCUCAGUGAAAGCAGAGGAUUCUGGGUAUUACGCCUGCACCACCACCAACACCUGGGGCUUUGAUACCAUCAUCAACCUGCUGGUGCAAGGUAAGGGCUGUGCCA
Molecule: messenger RNA, 565 nt
Organism: Terrapene triunguis (Three-toed box turtle)
Lineage: Eukaryota; Metazoa; Chordata; Testudines; Emydidae
Product: Down syndrome cell adhesion molecule-like protein 1 homolog
Exons: 4
Biological process (GO): homophilic cell-cell adhesion; axon guidance; dendrite self-avoidance
Cellular component (GO): plasma membrane; axon
Molecular function (GO): cell-cell adhesion mediator activity
Source: RefSeq, a predicted model, not a curated record